Messenger RNA from Pyrenophora tritici-repentis Pt-1C-BFP, 1023 nucleotides. RefSeq names its product F-box-2 domain containing protein. The record is from RefSeq and is a predicted model, not a curated record. Gene Ontology annotation, molecular function: protein binding. NCBI's taxonomy places the organism in Eukaryota, Fungi, Ascomycota, Dothideomycetes, Pleosporales, Pleosporaceae.
AUGGGGGUUUUCACACGGGCUAAGAACAAGCGCGAGAAGGACAAGACCGCGCGUAACGUCAAGGCGGCGUCUGCGAGCACCUGUGCGAGUAGCCCAAAGCCUGUGGUUGAGGCCCCGCUGUAUUUCCGCAUCCUCGAUCUGCCUGCUGAACUCCGGAACCGCAUUUACGAGCACUGCCUGGAUGAUGAGUACUAUAACUUUGCCCCCAGUGUCCGCGUGCGGUCGCGACAAGCCUACAAGUAUCGCAUCUGGCGGUUUAUCGGCUUGACUCAAGUCUGCAAAACUAUUCGUUCCGAAUUUCGCCCCCUCUGGGCCCGAAACUUGUGCGUCCGAUUCGACAGACGCUCCGAUAUCGAUCAUUUCAUGAAGAAUUUUCUGCAUCACCGCAAAGGAUUCAAUCCUGUGCCUAAGCUUGUUCACUAUGGAUGGAAGCAUGGGCUGGACAACAGACAGCCCUUCGAUAUUACCGACAUCUUGCGCCUACGUUCGCAUUCUGCAGAACUCAAGGUUGGUUUUCAUCCGGCAGUAGUUGCAGACAGAGAGUGCAUGUGGACCCCUUGUGCCUCUUGCGCUCCGAAUUGUUACCGCCCACGCGACGAUGACAGCGAUGAUGACGAAGACUGCACAUGUGCAGAUCCAGGCAUGACCUACCAAAUCUGGAUGGUUAGACAAUACGACGUGAUCAACUAUACCUCAACCAUGGAGCUCCUUGUCAAUCAUGGCAAGGAGGCUUUGUUACAGGACAUACGAGACAAGAAGGUCACUAUCGUCGUCUACUUUUCCCAGCCGUGCAACCACGCUGCGAUCAAGUUUAGCUACAAACACGCAUUCCAGACGGACAACUCACCUCCAUCAGCUAUGGACCUGCUCAAGCGGUGGGGACUCUUGGAUGAUUUCGAGCCUACUGCAACCAUGGAGUUUAUCGUCGUAUGCAAGAACAAAGUGGUCGAGGAGGUUGGUGGUUACAAAGUCACGAAGAUGGUCGAUCACACAACCAUGGUUCACAAGCUGCCGCCCACAUGA